AUUUGACAAUUACAUGUGAAAUACAGUAAAUGUUGCCUCGUGGUGUAAAUUAACAUAAUUCGAUGAAUUAUAUCAUUUGAAACAUUAAUAUGUCGCUUGAGGAAUUGGAACAGGAACCUUUCAAUGCCCAUGAGUUCGUGGAAAGAUUGGCAUGGCGUACCAUGGGAACCAAGGGAAGAAGUAACCAUGAUGACUUUGAUCCAAUGUCACUUCAUGGGGCUUUUGAAAAGAUGAUUCAGGACCUGAAGGAGAAAAAUGCUCAGAUGGAGAAAAAAGUAGAAAAAUUAGAAGAUGCUUGUAAAGAAGAAGAGAAAAGACACUGGCAAAGAGUAGCAGAUCUUCAGAAGCGCAAUAAGGCAUCCUAUUCCCACUUCCAAGAACUAGAUGAGAGAAUCAACUUGGUAGCAACUAAAGUUGUCCACCUUGGGGAUCAGCUGGAGGGUGUCAACACUCCAAGGGCCAGGGCUGUUGAUGCUCAACGACUUAUGAACUUCUUUAAUGAGUUUCUCAACUAUGAUGAACCAAAGUCGUCAGUGUUCACUGAUCCUUUUCAGCUUCAGUUGGCUGCGGAAAUAAUCCAGAAGUUAUAUCAGAUAGCCUUGGAGCUUCCAGCUGGAGAAAAAUUUGACAAUGCCAGAAAGAAAAUAUGGGAUCGAUACCUCCAUAUUGAGAAAGAAUUGAUCGCAGAAUUUUUGAUCGCUCAUCGCCAUGAGGACAGACGGAAGAUGAAGAGGGUGGCCUUUGUCUUGUCGAACUUUAAAGGUUAUGGUGAAUGCAUUGAUGCCUUUAUAGAGGAAUCUCAGAAAGGGGCAUUCCAAAAGGCUGAUCCGUUUGAUGAUGUGGUACCGUUGUGUACAAGGACUAGUGACCUCGUUACCAGUGUGUUCAGUAGCCCUGAUACUGUGAUGGCAAAAUUUGUACAGACUAUCUACAACACAAAACUACAGACACAUAUUGCCUCCAAACUUGAAUCCAAAGAUGAUCCUGAGGAAUAUCUUAUAACAUUAUUCCAACUUUACACAAGAACGGUGAAGUUAUCAGAAGAUUUAGCAGUAUUUAAGAUGGGAAAUGACAGCCUGUUCCUGACAAAGCUAACCAAGAGUAUAUUCCAGAAACACCUAGAAGCUUAUAUCAAUUUUGAAACUAAAUACUUAAAGGAGCGUUGCUCAGCACAUCUCCAGAGGUAUUAUGAUAGUAAAGAUCACACCAAGAAGCAGAUUCAGUCAGGCGGCUUGACAGAACUGAGACGAGAUUUACAGGCGAAGAUUGGGACCAUGACUAAAACCAACAUCAACAUUGGGCCUGCCAUAGAGAACUUUGGAGGAGAGACAUUUUUAUCACAGGAAGUGACUAUCAGUCUACUACAGGAGGCUAAGAAUGCCUUCAAACGCUGUCAAGUGUUAUCCAGUAGUUCAGAUAUGUCGGGGAAUGCUGUACAGAUCUUUGAGGUCUUAGUCCAGUACUUGGUUACUGAACAUAUAGACUAUGCUGUGGAACUUGGUCUUCAAGCCAUUCCACUGCCAGACCCUAAGUCUCAGCCCGAGGUUUACUUCUUUGAUGUGGUAGGCCAGGCCAACACACUUUUCCACUUGUUUGAGAAACAAUUCAUGGACAGUUUGGUUCCUCUAGUCAUAUCUUCCCCCAGACACAGUCAAUGUUUACAGCGGAAGAGGGAGUUGAGAGAACAGGUGGAAAAUAAAAUAGACACUGGUUUGGACCGUUCGAAUGCUGCCAUUGCUGGCUGGGUACGAAAUAUUCUAGCUGCUGAGCAAAAAAAGUCAGACUUUAAACCAGAAGAUGAUGACGCUAUGCAGAUGGUGUCACCGGCUUGUCUAAAGGUUUCGAACUUCAUGCGGACAAUAUCAGGCUCUAUACAUGGUAGUUUGGAUGGAAAGAAUGUUGACGCUGUGUUUACUGACCUUGGGAUAAGACUUCACAGAGUCAUCUUUGACCAUCUCCAGGGAUUCGUGUACAACUCCCUUGGUGCCAUGUUGGUGAUUUGUGAUGUGAAUGAGUAUCGUAAAUGUGUGAAGGACUUUAAGAUUCCCCUGGUCACGGAGCUGUUUGAGAAACUUCACGCACUGUGUAACUUAUUAGUAGUGGUCCCAGAGAACCUCAAACAGGUCUGCAGUGGUGAACAGCUGGCUGGCAUAGACAAAACUGUGUUAUUGUCCUGUAUCCAGUUACGAACUGAUUUUAAAUCUGCAAAGCUUGCCAACAUUUUGAAAUGAAUUUGAGUAUUAUGUGCUUGUAUGGAUACAACCUGCACUGAAAUGGCUGACUGACAAUGGAGGUUAUGUAACAACACUUCUGAAUCUGUCUUGCAUAUGAUGAUCCAGCAAAUCUGUGUUAUCACAAUGUAACAACAUUGAUGUAGCAGCACAAAAUCAGUAAUACAGUGGCUUUUUGGUCAAUUGGAAAAUUACUUUUGUGUUUUAAACUAUAUUUGGGGCAUGAGGGAUUUGAAUAUUUCACAUUCAUUGUCACACAUGGAGUAAACCCUGAAGUGUUGUGUUUGACCCCAUUUUGUGAUUAUGAGAAUGGAAUAUUCCUAUCCUUUAUCUUAAUAUUCGAAAGAGUCUUAAAAUAUUCCCCCAAGUUUCCAGCUGUUGUUUUGGUGGGGCUACGUAGGUGGUCCUCUCCUGCUGAGGCACUCCCCCACAACAAAUACCUGUAGACUUGUCACUGUGACUGUCUGAUGUUUGCUGAGAGCUGUAUCACCCACUCUCUCCCUUUUUAAUGUUUUGAUGGUAUGUUUGUCUCUGUGUCAGUGUUAUUAUAUCAGUUAUUCUGUAAUGUACACAUACUUAGCAGUAAUUAGAUUUUAGCGCUUCUUGUGCUUGAAGUAUUGUGCUACGAUGUGAUUGCGCUAAUUGCAUUUUCCUUUUUCGUCGCUCAUAGAAUAAUUAAAGCAGGUGUGUGAAUUUGUCAUUGUGCUAAUUUGCCUAAAAGUGAUAAUGCACUAUAUGUUAAUAGUAUGUUAAACCAGAUAUAUUGUUCCUUAUAUUUUGUUUUGUAUGAGAAAAAAAACCUAGUGUUGUUAUUUGGAAUAUAGAUUGUUACCUGAUGUAUUUUGUCUUUUUUUUCACCCAAAUACCACAUUUAUUGAAAGAUUAUUUAUUUCAUAGCAUAAUUACUGGAUGUAGAAUUUUAUUGUGUGGGUUUUUUUUAAUAACAUUGCUAUGAUGUGUUUUUAUGAUAUGUUUUGCAGUAGUGUACAUGUAUACAUCAAGUACUGUCUGUAUAGCAAAUUCUCUCAGUGUCAUAUAUCAUAGUCAUAGUAUGUGUAAAUUUAAUAUUGUCAAAUGCUGCUGGAUCAGCCUGGUGAUGUCUCAGUACCAAUUUCAUCCCUGAUACUCCAGGGGUUACAAUCACUUACUCUCUGCACCCCUAGAACCAUCCCUGAUACUCCAGGGGUUACAAUCACUUACUCUCUGCACCCCUGGGACCAUCCCUGAUACUCCAGGGGUUACAAUCACUUUUACUCUCUGCACCCCUGGAACCAUUCCUGAUACUUCAGGGGUUACAAUCACUUUUACUCUCUGCACCCCUGGAACCAUUUCCGAUACUCCAGUGGUUACAAUCACUUUUACUCUCUGCACCCCUGGGACCAUCCCUGAUACUCCAGGGGUUACAAUCACUUUUACUCUCUGCACCCCUGGAACCAUUCCUGAUACUUCAGGGGUUACAAUCACUUUUACUCUCUGCACCCCUGGAACCAUUUCCGAUACUCCAGUGGUUACAAUCACUUUUACUCUCUGCACCCCUGGAACCAUCCCUGAUACUCCAGGAGUAACAAUCACUUCCACUCUCUGCACCCCUGGAACAUGUUAUGGCAAAAUUCAAGGUUCCAUGUGCAACACCUUGUGGACAGGACAAUAAAGACUAGUUUGAUCCUUUGAUGUACAUCACACGAAUCUCAAGGUCACAUAAAGGUAUAUUGUAAUGGCUUUGAAGUUUGGUGUCGCUGCUUUGUCAUCUUCAGAAGGAGCAUAUUGGCCUAUGGUUUGUAAUUUUUUUCCCUGUAUCCAAGCGAAGGCUUGUGCUUUCAAGUUUGCCAUGACAUGUAUUAGAGUUGCAGAAAACAAAAAGUGAUUGUAACCCCUGGAGUAUCAUAGAUAUACUGUUCUGUCUGAUUAGGCAUGUGCUAUGCAGGGGUUACAUCCCUUUGCCCUUUAUGAGCAUCAGCUUCACAGAUGUGGCCAAACAUUUCAAUCUGAUUACCCAGACUUACUUCUAUUCAUCUUUGAGAAUGUGGUAUACCAGUUGACUGUUUGACAUUGAUAUUAUGUGUUAAAUUGUCAAUAUUGAUGAUGUAGAUUUAAAUUGUCAGUAUUGAUGAUGUAGAUUUAAAUUGUCAGUAUUGAUGAUGUAGAUUAAAUUGUCUAUAUUGAUGAUGUAGAUUUAAAUUGUCUAUAUUGAU
Molecule: messenger RNA, 4423 nt
Organism: Ylistrum balloti
Lineage: Eukaryota; Metazoa; Mollusca; Bivalvia; Pectinida; Pectinidae
Product: exocyst complex component 5-like
Exons: 18
Coding region: 90-2231 (713 amino acids)
Biological process (GO): Golgi to plasma membrane transport; exocytosis
Cellular component (GO): exocyst; cytoplasm
Source: RefSeq, a predicted model, not a curated record